AUGGAUUUAUCGGAGGGUGGUAACGUAAUUCUGGCAACGGCUAUGGUGCUCGUCAAAGACUCGACAGGCGCGUACAAACUUGGUAGAGCCUUACUCGAUUCAUGCUCCCAAGUAAACUUCAUCACCGAUGAUUUCGCUCAAAAACUUCGGCUUAGCAGAGAAAGGCAUUAUGUCGGCAUUCGGAGUAUUGGUGAAUCACUCACCAAUCUCAAGGCACGCACAACAACUACCAUCAAAUCACGCACUUCAUCGUUCGAACUUUCAUUGCAAUUUGGAAUUACUUCGCAAAUCGCAUAUCAACCUGACAGUGAAAUUGACACUUCAACUUGGAAUCUGCCAGCCAAUACCACAUUAGCAGACGAACUGUUCUUUAAAUCGCGGCGCAUCGAUUUGUUGCUUGGCACAGAGGCCUUCUUCGACGCACUUUCUGUUGGUCAAAUACGACUGGGCUCUAACUUACCUACGCUUCAAAAAACUUUGUUCGGUUGGGUCGUUUCAGGCAGAUAUCAACGUCAACGUCAGGCGGUAUCUGCGUCUUAUCUGCUGUCAAACGAAAGCUCUAUCGAUGAAAAUCUACAGCUGUUAUGGGAGCUUGAAGCAGUCGACACAACAGUCAAACCGAUUCAGCCUGGACAUCGUAUAUGCGAAAACUACUUCUUAGCUACUACUCAUCAGGACGCUACAGGACGCAUAGUCGUAAACCUACCUCUCAAAGACAGUCCAAAUCGCCUAGGAAAGUCGCUUGACAUCGCUCGCCGCCGAUUUAUCGCAAUUGAAAGACGACUGCUUAAUUCACCUGACAUUCGACAACAAUACAUUUCGUUCAUUGAAGAAUACGAAAGUCUUGGUCACAUGUCUGCCGUUGCAGCACCUAAAUUGGAAGAAUCACACUACUACAUCCCCCAUCACUACGUGCUUAAGCCCAAUAGCGAAUCAACCAAACUACGAGUGGUGUUUGACGCCUCAUGUCGCAAUACAACACAAACAUCACUGAACGAUCUGCUGUUAGUGGGGCCUACAAUCAAGAGGAGCUGUAAAUUCUACUGUUGCGGUUCCGGUUAUAUCGAUAUACCAUAA
Rhagoletis zephyria (snowberry fruit fly) is the source of this 1077-nucleotide messenger RNA. RefSeq lists its product as uncharacterized. Lineage: Eukaryota; Metazoa; Arthropoda; Insecta; Diptera; Tephritidae. The record is from RefSeq and is a predicted model, not a curated record.